Molecule: messenger RNA, 3571 nt
Organism: Oncorhynchus mykiss (rainbow trout)
Lineage: Eukaryota; Metazoa; Chordata; Actinopteri; Salmoniformes; Salmonidae
Source: RefSeq, a predicted model, not a curated record
UAUUGCAGAGGAAAGUGUCGCACAGCCACAGCACAUGGGCAGGGUACUCACUCAGGAAAUAAGUCAACCUACAACUGCAUCUAAAAUAGGAAGAGAUAGCAGUGUUGCUGUGCAAGGAUCUCUUUUUCGUUUCCUCCUCUACGGUACGUCCAUAACGACCAUUGCCGGGUACAACUAAAUGUACAACUAGACUACUUAUUCCAGUCAGAGACAACGUUAAGGAUGCAAGAUACCAUUCUUCGGGUGUUUGUGCUGGCAGUUAGUCUACUGUAUCCCAUCCCCAGAGAGGACAGAACAGGACAGGUUCAGGAGCAGGAUGAUCACAUAAUGGGCAUGCAGGAGCGUGAAGAUUGGCUGCUGAGGGAGAGGGCAAAGCUAGAACAGGAAGUGUCACCACUGGUAACCCAAGAGGAAGGGCCCAUCGACCAAAAACCCUUACAACUUGAAGUACAACAGGCCGAUCAAAUUGACCAGAACCAUUAUCAAAAGGGCUUGGAAGAGACUCUCAUCGAACAGAAACAUUCUCAAGAGAACAAAGAGAAAGAUGAAGAGAAAGAGGGAUCUCACAUUGACCAUAAGCUUUCACAAGUACACCAAGAUGUACCUAAGACAGAGCAAAACCAAUCACCAGAGGACAAGGAACAGUCUACCGUUGACCUCAGCCUAUCAUUAACCCUUUCACAAGGAAACGACCAAGAGCAGCAUGCUUCGGACACAGAGGCAUUUCACAAUGACAAGAAGCUGUACCACUUGGACAAGGACAUGGCGAAUGUCAAUCAACAGUGGCCACAAGAGGUCCAGACUGGUAGUUGCAAUAGUGACCAACAGACAUCACCAGAGCGUCAGGAAGAGUCUCAGGUCGACCAGCAGCAAUCUAAAACAGACCAGGAAGCAGAACAGGAGGUGUCACCUAUCUUCAGUACAUCAUCAGAGGGGAACCAGCAAGAGCAUCUCACAGACCAGCCGUCUAACACACAUCAGGAAGUUAAAGUACCACCCAGCCUCAGAAAGUCAGACGACCAGCAACAUCUCACAGAACAAUAUAACACAAACCAGGAAGAGACACCGAUUCUCAGCGAAGCAUCAAAGGAUGACCAGCAGCAGGAGCAUGUCACUAAUAUCAUAGACUCGGAGAGCGACUACACCUGGUACCUAUGGAACGCAUACUCCCUCAUCUCUUUUGUUCAUUUCUCCAUUAAAUUCUUCAGAAGACGUUCACAGAAGAAGCCCCAUCCAGGAGAGAUCAUUCAGGAGGAUAUGGAAGACAUCUCUGUCGUGAAAAACCUCUCGGCUGACGUUCCUCUACCGGACCGUGACACACUCAACCGUUUUUACGACAAAUGUGUCAAAGUCUCACCCAAUGAGAGCUGGAGGGUGACUGAGUUUGUGGAGGGUUUUGCUAAUGACCUAUUAGAAGCCAUGAGGAGCAUGACUGAUGUGGAGGUUGGCAUGGUGAUUGAAGACUUUGUGGUGGAGAGCAGGAUCAGUUCCCUUGUGUGUGACAUCAUAGUCCCCAUUGCCCCGUUAGAGCCAUACAGUUUCCAGUUUCAACUCUGGUGUAACCAGGCUAUUGAUGAUAUGCCACCUGAAAUGGAGGGCUGUGGUAGAGUCAAAAUGGUGGAUGGUGGUGUGAACCAAAAUGGCUGCCCAUGUCACACAGCUGCCAUAGGAGAUGAUGAUAUGCUAUGCCUGCUGUGUUGUGGCAAUGAGAAAGUCAAAGUGGUGAAAGUCACUGAUGUAUUGGAUAAUGCCCUUUGCUCAAAACACACCCCUUACCUGGCCAAAACCCAGGUUACCAAAUGGUUCCAGACCACGAUUAGAAAAGCUUGGGGACAGAUAUCCCACAAAUACGAAUUUGAGCUGACAUUUCGCAAUAUGGACGCCCCAGGAGCUCUGAUGGUUCGAUUCAGAUCAGGGAAGGUGAUAGCCUUCGAUAUGGCUCCCGUGGUGAAACUCAAAGACACUGAAGCUUAUUUCACCAUUUCUCCUUCCACCCCAACUACGAACAAAUCCUUGGACACAUACUGGAGCCUCUCGUUGACCACUUACGAGGACCACUUCCUGAAGUAUCUGACCAAUCACCUGCCUGAAAACUCCUGCCACAUUCACUGCCUUGGAAUUGUAGCGUUCCUUCACAAAAAGCAAACGGGCCUCACAGGCAGAAGUAUCCUGACAGAUCAUCACUUCAAAACAGUGUUAAUUCACUUGCUUUUGAGUAAAGAGCCUUCUGACUGGUACCCUGAACACUUGGCUAGCAGGUUACGUGAUGCAUUGAGCUUCCUAGAAAAUAGCCUUCAGGGCAGGAAGUUGCUUCACAGCUUUAUUGGAAAGCCUCUGGUUCCAAGUGAGAUUGGACUCCCUGCUGUAUUUAGUGAUGCAGAGCCUGUAAACCUCUUCCGCCCUCUUGGGGUACAAAAUGGCAGCUACACCAAGACUGUAAAGCACUUGCAAGAGAUGCUCAGGAACUCUUCCAUGCUGAUACAGGAGUAUUUGCCAAAGCCAAAGGAAUGCAAUGGUCUGGACAAAACUUCAACUGGCAGAGUGUUGAACAAUUUAAGGUCUAUACUGGACAAUUAACUGUAAAGAUGCCAAAUCUAAAAUGACAUGAGGAAACAGUGAUUUCAUGUUAUUGAAAUGCAACUGAAAAGUUCCACCCCACCACCAAGACCCAAAUAAAUGCUUAUUUGAAGUUACCCGAAAUACUUUAGAAUUUUUCCAACGUGGGCCAAAACUACAUUUAAGUGAUUUCCUAUAGCCCAAUUGAAAAAGUAAAAAUAUUUCCAAAUACCAAACAGACCUGGGGUCAACUGCGUGGUAGUAUAUACACUGAACACAAUAGUUAGAUCAUAGAUCAGUAAAUUGAAAUACAUUAGGCCCCAAGCUACAUAUUUCACAGGACUGGGCAGGAGCACAGCCAUGGUGGGCAUUCCCACACCCACCAACUUGGGAGCUAGGCAGAGCCAGGCCAAGCCAGUAGCAAUGAGUUUCCCCCCCACAAGAGGGCUUCAUUACACAGAAGUACGCCAUUUAUCAGCUGUCUGAGUGGCUGGUCUCCAAUGACCCUACAGAUGAAGAAGCUGGAUGUUAAGGUCCCGGGCUGGUAUAGUUACUCAUGGUCUGCAGUUGUGAGGCCAGUUAGACAAUGCCCAGUGUUCUAAAAUGUGCGGUAGUUUAUGGUAGUGAAAUUAACAAAAUUCUGGCAAACGCUCUGGACACAAUUUAAACAUUGUGGUCGUGUGACAACUGCAUAUUUAUGAGUGUUUUUUUGUUCCCAUCACAAGGUCCACCUGUGUGAUGAUCAUGCCAUUUAAUCAGCUUCUUGAUUUGCCACACCUGCCAGGGUGAUGGAGUACCUUAGCAAAGGAGAAAUGCUCAAACAUGGAUUUCAACAAAUGUGAACACUUGAACUAAGCUUUAUACGUAUGGAACAUUCCUGGGUUCUUUCAUUUCAGCUCAUGAAAUUAAGUUCACAUGUUGGAUUUAUAUAUUUGGGGAUUUUAAAAAUUAUAUACCAAUAAUUUCCAAAUGCAUUCCAAUAUUCAACUACUUCAAAAUAAAUCAUCACCAAAUA